GCAGGUUUUUACUCCUUCAUCUGUAGCCUCGGCUCUAUAAGUACCCGGUGCUCACCUCAGAUCCUAGCACAUCGGCUAACGGAAGCAUCUAGGGAUAACACGAGGCAUCGCUGAUAGUUCAUUCAACUUUCUCAAGAAGGGACGAAAUGCUGAAGUUUACAAUCAUUGCUGUUCUUCUGGGAGUGAGCUCAGCAGCUCCAGCGGCUGAACCCGUGGCAGCUCCUCACAGUAAAUCCGAUCCAGCUCCAGCUGUACCAGUCGCAUACAGUGCACCAGCUCCAGCGGCACCAGCAGCAGCAGCUCCGCUGGCACCGAUCGCAUACAGUGCACAAGCACCAGCAGCCGCUGCUCCAGCGGCGCCGUUAGCUUACAACGCACCAGCUGGAGGAAUUGAGCCAAAAUCAGCUGAUCCAAGCUACGAAGCCAAAGCAGCACUCCAUCAAGAGGCACCUGCACAUGUAGCGCAUAUUGCAGCAGGAGCUGCUCAAGGAGAUCAACCGAUUCUUUCUCAAGCACCAGUCGAGGCUGAGGGACAGCCUGCUGCUGUUGUGGCUCCAGUUCCCUCUGGAAAACAGCUUCUCCUUGCUGAAGCACCACUGCUCAAAACGCCCGCCUCCACUGCCAAAUUGACACCUCUAGCAGCUCCAAUAAUUGCACCAAUAUCACCACUCGCUUAUGCUGCACCUGGACCAGCGAUUCUCGCACCGUUCCCGGCUUGGAAUGGUCUCACCGCAUAUCCCGCGACUUACUCGAUUGAGCAGCACGGCUACCACAUUACCUACUGAUUUUUUUUUUAUUUAAAAUUUCAUUUGUGAAUUUUGAUGAUUCAGUAAAUAACAGUCGUCGGUAUCUCAUCGCAAACCGAUCAAUAGCCGCUUGGUGAAUAAAAUACAUUCUCUGCGCUCCGAAAUCGGUACUUCAGAUUUCUACUCCUUGCAUAUAUUCAUUUAUCAUCAGUCUCAUUGAAAAUAUGUCUGAGUGUUUUUUUUUUAUGAAAAAAUUAUGGAAUAAAGAAUGACUUUUUUUAUUUAA
Diachasmimorpha longicaudata is the source of this 1032-nucleotide messenger RNA. Its product is annotated as nematocyst expressed protein 3-like. The transcript is spliced from 3 exons. Bases 147 to 785 code for a protein of 212 amino acids. Lineage: Eukaryota; Metazoa; Arthropoda; Insecta; Hymenoptera; Braconidae. The record is from RefSeq and is a predicted model, not a curated record.